GCCAACUCGGAUAACACAACAGUGCUGUCUGCACCGAUUUCAACGGGACUUUCUUUCUUUCUUUCAUAAUGCCUGCUUCUCUCGGCGUUUAAGUGGUUGGAGCGAGCACCUCUGCACACGGAGAUUCGUGUUGGGUCCUGAGUUGUUCAACCACCAUGGUCAUCUUUGGGUUGUCCACACUUGUCCUGCUCAUCCUGGCUUUAGUUCCCCAACCUUCACUGGGAUGUCCCUCAGGUUGCCGCUGCUACAGUCUCACUGUGGAAUGUGGCUCUUUUGGAAUCAAAGAAAUCCCACAGGGUGCCCCCUCCUUCACCGAGACAUUGUUUCUCCAGGACAAUGCUAUUAUGCAUAUCCGUCUUCAGGAUCUGACUCAGCUGGGUAGCCUACAUUACCUGUACCUCCAAAAUAACAGCAUUUCAGCUCUUGAGCCAGGAGCAUUUGUCAACCAGGGGCAGCUACUUGAGCUCGCUCUGAACAGAAACCUCAUCCAUUUCGUCACCCCUGAGAUGUUCCAGGGUUUGGAGCAUCUUCGGAUCCUCUACCUUGCAGGCAACCAGAUCACUCGAGUCCAGGACAACACCUUCAGGGUGUUGCAGCGGCUCCAGGAACUCCACUUGCAGGAAAACAGCAUUGAGCUACUGGCAGACAAAGCUCUGUCUGGAUUGUCAUCUCUGGCUCUAUUGGAUCUAAGCCAAAAUCACCUCCACACCUUGAGGGCCUCCUCGCUCAAACCCCUUGUCAGCCUGCAGGUGCUCCGAGUCACAGAAAACCCCUGGCGCUGUGAUUGUGCUCUUGGCUGGCUAAGGACAUGGCUCAGUGAGGACGGUCAGCGGCUGUUAAGCACUGCUGAGCAGCGUCGGUUAAUGUGCUCGGAGCCACCUCGCCUUUCCCACCUCAGCCUGGGGGAGGUGGCCCCUAAUAGCCUGGUCUGCAUCCCCCCUGUUGUACAACUUGAACAUAGUCAUCUAACUGUAAGACUCGGGGAGAGCCUCAGAGUCUCAUGUCAAGCCUCAGGAUAUCCUCAGCCUCAGGUGACUUGGAAGAAAUCUUCCAAUGGCAAGGCCCAGUUGUCCCCACGUGGCUUGGUUCAAGAGCUAGGGCCCAGUGGUGAAUUAUUCCGACCUGGCGUUGGAGGAGUUGUGACGGCUCUGCCCAGCAGUGGGGGGAAAAAAAUUGGAGGAAUCAACGGGGUUGUGCGUGGGAUCGAGGAGGGCGGUGAGAGGGACAGCUUCGAUCCUGACAUGGGGAGCGGCAUGCUCUUCCUCAGCAAUGUGACAGUAGCGCAUGCUGGUCGCUAUGAGUGUGAGGCAUGGAACCCCGGUGGUGUGGCUAAGGUUACAUUUCAUUUAGCGGUCAAUAUGUCCUCCUCAUCAUAUUCAUCACACCUCUGGCCUCAAUUAAACACCCAUUCAUCUGUUUCGUCUUCAUCUAAUUCCUACAACCAACCGAAGGUUGUGGAUGUUAGCCAGGAGCCACUUUAUGAGCAAGACAGCAUGGACUUUAGUGCUCUUGGCGCAGCUACGCAGACUGCCAUUGCUGUUGGCAUCUCCUUGCUAGCGCUUACUGCUAUUCUUCUCUUGAUUAUGAUCUACACACGUCAUCAGCAAUAUCAUAAAGAAGAAGUGGGAUCCUACUGUACCAGCAAAGAAGAGAGCAUCAUCUACGUAAAUGAUUACUCUGACGGACCCACUACGUUUGCACAGCUGGAGGAGUACAGUGAUGACCAUGGGCAUGAGAUGUAUGUGCUUAACCGAGCAAAGCCAGUUGGGUCCGCCUCGGUGAGGUGUCCCAUGAUGGGUGGGUAUAUCCCACAAAAGAGCAUUAAAGAAGCUCUCCUGGAUCAUCAAGUGAUUCAGACCCUGUCCAGAUCAGGAGGAAUGGAAGUUAGGAGGAAUCCAGGAGAUGGCGGUGAGGGGCCACUCACCACAGACCCAGAAGAGGUCUUUCUAAGUCAGAGUCUUCUUUUUGGAUCACAGCUUGCUUAUGAAAUCCACUGCUAAAGGAUUUUCCUUGAGUUCCUUAAACAAUGUGCUGCUUUGCCAAAAGUUCAAAAGAAGAGAAACAUGCAAUGAUGUUGUUUGGAUGUUUUGGGCAAAAAAAAAAAAAAAAAAAAAACAGAAGCAAGUACAUUGUAUAUCAUUUGAUUCAACUGUGUGACAUUGGAUGCGUCAAGCAAUUAUUAAUUCAGCUAUUUGAUCCCUGAAUCAACCCUUUAAAAAGAGGUACUGUUGGUAGAGGACAUAGUUGAUACAGUAUGUAACCACACUCACAGAGGAGUGGGAAACUGCAAAGGAACUACAUGGCGCUCAGACAUUGUGUGGUAUGUUUUGUGUAAAUAUGAUGGCAGAAAUUAAAUAAUAAUUGUUUUUGUGUUCCUUGCUGCAAAUGCAAUUUUACAGAAAA
Syngnathoides biaculeatus (alligator pipefish) is the source of this 2403-nucleotide messenger RNA. RefSeq names its product leucine rich repeat containing 24 (gene lrrc24). NCBI's taxonomy places the organism in Eukaryota, Metazoa, Chordata, Actinopteri, Syngnathiformes, Syngnathidae. The transcript is spliced from 5 exons. The record is from RefSeq and is a predicted model, not a curated record. Gene Ontology annotation, molecular function: protein binding. Bases 156 to 2000 code for a protein of 614 amino acids.